Messenger RNA from Balaenoptera ricei (Rice's whale), 474 nucleotides. RefSeq names its product secretin (gene SCT). The record is from RefSeq and is a predicted model, not a curated record. The transcript has 4 exons. Gene Ontology annotation, cellular component: extracellular region. Gene Ontology annotation, biological process: brain development; negative regulation of gastrin-induced gastric acid secretion; positive regulation of pancreatic juice secretion. Gene Ontology annotation, molecular function: hormone activity. Bases 1 to 414 code for a protein of 137 amino acids. Lineage: Eukaryota; Metazoa; Chordata; Mammalia; Artiodactyla; Balaenopteridae.
AUGGCCACGCGGGCCCUGCUGCUGCUGCUGCUGCUGCUGCUGCUGCCGCCGCCGCCGCCGCUCCGGGGCUGCGCCGCGCGCCCCGCGCCCCCCAGGGCCCCGCGACACUCGGACGGGACUUUCACCAGCGAGCUCAGCCGCCUGCGGGAGAGCGCGCGGCUGCAGCGGCUGCUGCAGGGCCUGGUGGGGAAGCGCAGCGAGCAGGACACAGAGAACAGCACAGCCUGGACCAACUCUGCGGAGGGCCACCUCUGCCUGCUGUGGUCGGACGCGCCCACCCUGCAGGCCUGGAUGCCCCUGAGGCCCCCCGGGGAUCAGGCCUGGUCCCCCCAGGUGCCUCUUGGACUGAGGGCUGGGGUCAUGCUGUCGGAGCCGGCCAUCCCUGCUGCUGAGGGGAUGCAGAUGAGGCCCUGAGGAAGAAGCAACCUCCCACGGGGAGCCUGGACGGGGAGGGGGUGGGAGGAGGGGGGGUUG